Penicillium longicatenatum is the source of this 1860-nucleotide messenger RNA. RefSeq lists its product as uncharacterized. The transcript is spliced from 2 exons. Gene Ontology annotation, molecular function: protein dimerization activity. Lineage: Eukaryota; Fungi; Ascomycota; Eurotiomycetes; Eurotiales; Aspergillaceae. The record is from RefSeq and is a predicted model, not a curated record. Gene Ontology annotation, biological process: DNA-templated transcription. The coding region runs from base 1 to 1860 and encodes 619 amino acids.
AUGCCACAGGCUAGCAAAUUACAGAUUUGCAAGGAAGUCUUAGACUUAUUUGUUCUAGUCAUAGAUCACGAAGAAAGUCCAUUACGGUCCUCAAGAUCAUCGUCUUUAGACCAAGCAGAAGUGAUUGAUCUACCUGCGCUUUUCAAAAUUGAACCUCGGAGAACCCAAGAGCCUUCUGGAGUUGACGGCCCUUCUAUGACGUCAGAUUUUAAUUCGAUAGAAUGGACUAGACAGAGGCGUCUAUUGGACCGGGAGCUUCGACGACUCCUGAAAUGGGAUUUGGCUUUUCAUUACGACGAAGGCAAGACCCGCAAAACCCAAACCGAGUAUGACAGCCAGACCACAAAGAAAGCCGAGGCUUUGCUUUAUGGAAUCGGUGAAACAUUAGGCAAAUUACUAAGAGACGAUCUGCACCUGGACAAAAAGGUGGAUCGCAUCAGAUAUCUGUCAAAGAAUGACUGCAGUAUUGAAACAUCAACUGAGAAUGUCUCCGAAAACGAAAGCUAUAACCCCCUCGAAGCUAUACAGACUGCAAUCAAUAGUCUCUUCGAACUUUUGCACCCUUUGAAGAGGAAACGAUCUAUACCACUCAGUCAUUUGAUACCAGAUCUCGCAUCAUUGGACAGUCGGCCAAGCAAGAUUACUGCGCGGCAGGGGGAGAAAAUUCAGGUGCACGGUAUGGGUGAUAUCAAUCCAAAUGAGAUACUGAGGGCAGGGUACCCUCAGUCGAGACGGAGGGUCCAGUUUUCACUCGGGGAUCUUGAUGCCAGAAGCUCCGCAGAAGAACCAUCGAGCUCUGGCAAAACCCCUCUCACAACAUUUGGUGAAAACGUACAAACUCCAGAAAUGCGGAGGGGACAAAGAGUCAAUGAAACAAAUCAAGACUCGUCCACUGAAAACAAGAUCAUUGUCAAGAUUGCCGACAGCCCUGAUGCCUUUCGAAAAGCAAGCCAUGAUACCAAACCCUCAUCGACCUCAUCAACCACUGAAAUCGCGAAACCACAGAUAAGAAGGGUCUUCAGCAGUGAAGUGCCAGCCGGUUUGUUCUCUGACAUCGACCUGAAGGACCCAACCCUUCUCAGCGAAAGAUUCGAAACCUUGAGCUUGGUAUACACACAGUUCUCACCUGCUGCUAUUACGGACAGGUUAUGUUACCUUGCGCGGGUCGAAAAGACACCGAUACAAUACUUUGAAUCAGACGGCCUCGCGGGUUGUCAAAUAUUAGAUCCAGUACUAUCGAAGCCAUUGUAUCGUCUGGAAUCUAUUCAGGCUCUGAUACUGGGCCUCCCAGAUUGGCAAGUCUCGAAUAGACCCGAAGAGACCCACCAUUCCAGAUCAGCUGUGUCAAUGAUUUAUUUCAGUUUACUAGAGGAAGUUUUCACGUGUGCGGUGGAGUUUUCCCGCAUUCUUCAGAUGCGAUUUGAAGUAAGCCAGAAGGUUGGCAGUGUUAAACACGAUCUCCAAAUGUUCUGCGCCUGCAUUCGACAACUUUCAGAGCUGAAUGAAGGAGUGGAUAGCCAAUUUCAAACCUUCCAGCCUCAGCUCCAGAGGGUUAUUGAAAAGAUCGAAAUUCUGGAUUCCAGAAUAAGCCCCGACUCUGCAGCUGGACUCAAAAACGUGGAUUCGGACGGAGAGGCUCCAUCACUAGGGUCUAACACCUCCUUCUUCGUCGAGGGGCAUUCCAGCUGCAACUCCGCUUCCGCAGCUAAGAAGAGUGGCUUUUCUUUCCCAUUUUUCAAGUGUCGUCCUCUUUCUCUUGCAUGUUUCCUAUCCUCAUCAGAUGAUAUUUCGAUAGAGCUGUCAGAAGAUGAAGUCUCGGGUGACUUUGUAACUUUGAAGGUACGGGAUCUUUUUAAAUGA